UUAUUUGGGAUUUUAUUAGAUUUUAUCUUAAAGAUGCCAGGCAUAUCCUGAUUUAACAAUGAUUUCGUAAAUUUUAUGGAUGUAAUGUGAGUUGAAGAUAAAAAGAGCUGUUGUUGAAACAUUUAUAACAAUUACCUCGUCAUGCAUGUGACUCAUGCAAAUGUGAUCAUUUGCAUAUUAGUGUAUGUUGUCGGCAUUCAAGGCGAUGAUGGAAUUAAUACAUGCAUCACCCUGGCUGAUAGUCGAUCAAAUCGAUAUUUUCAUGCAUUUGAGUCACUGCCGCUGGUCAGUGAGCAUGCAUAUGGAUGUGCAUCGAAAGGUUCGGCAUCAGCGUUGAAUGAUACCUAUUGGGAAAACCAUGUCAUGAACGUUCAAAAUGACAGACCUGCUGAUAUCUACCUCAAUAUCAAUGGUAUCCAUCACCGGACCACAAAUUCACUGCCUCAUUACAAAGAGUACAAAUACGAGUUUGCACUUUAUUCUAAAAAAGACGUUAUAUGGCUUGUUUCGACGACAAACAUGCCAAAAAGUAGUGUUGAAUUCUCAUUUUAUUUAUCAAAAGAUUCUCGCAUAAUAUUUCUGGAUGAAGACAAUCAGUUCCGUUCUGUCAACAUUGAUUUGAAUGAAUCGUCUCGGCAGGAUUCAUCAAAACUUUUGAUCGUCUGCAGAAAGUAUUUCACGUCUGAUACUUCUGCCAGCUUGGAACCGAAGAUAACGUCUUUCACAGAGUUUGAUGUUUCGAAGAUUGCAACUGUCAAUGUUUUAAGUGGAUAUAAUAAAGAUUCACUUGAACCAGAACAUGGAAAUUUUACGGAAUGUAGAAAACUCGAAAAGACGUACGUUUCACCAUUAGUAUCAAUACAACAUUAUGAUGUCAAUGAACCAAAAUUUGUUUGUGAGAGAAACCAUAGCCUGACAAAACAAGUUUCACAAGAUCAAGCAUUUGUUUUGGAAUUAACUUCUCAUACGAAAUCUGAAACACAAACGCGGGUCGUUAAUUUGGAGAUCACAGGGAAGGAAAUAACUGCCAACUUGGAUGCUAAAACAAUUCUGGUUUUGCGUUCAACAACGGCUACAAUAUGGAAUAUAAGGGCCGUUGAUGACUUGAGAUUGAACAACUUCCUCUUCGUGUCUGAGAAACACGAUGAAAUACGGUUUGUUGAUUCGAUGAAGAAUUCGAUCAUUUCAUAUGAAGAUUUACAUGAAGAGGAAAAAGAUCCAAACAACUUUGAUAGAAUGUUUGAAACGUCACACAAUUGUACUGUUGUUUCGUAUUCUCAAUACAGUUUCCCUUCGGACUUGAUUUUCUUCACGUUAUCAGAUCAAUAUCAUGAGGUAUCAGAGGCAUCUCCAGUACUUGAUAUUGAUGAUUUGGACAGAAUUGCUCAUGAUAUUUAUAGUAAAGCAAAGAGUAGCUGUCAAGGAAGCAAUGACUGGAUAUUAAUGGUUCCAACAUCAGCUUUGAAUAAUUAUGGUUUGACAGAAAGUAACUUGAUGAUUAGUUACGAAGGUCAAGUUUGUGAUCCGAUUUCAAUUAAUAAAAAUAUCGAAUAUGUGUUGAACGAUUGCAAAAAAAUAAGAAAAGAUGGUAAUUAUGAAACUCAAAUGACAGUGAUAUUCAAGUUUGGUUUGGGACAUUUUUACUCAGUUAAAGGUGAAAAAUCAGAAACAACAAAAAAUCUCAUAUUAAUAUGUGACAGAGAUGUUGGAAAAGAUAACAACAAUGAUCAUGCAGUGAAGAAUCAUAUAAUAUCAAAGAUAACGUCCUCUUGUUCCACGGAUGUCAUGAGAAUAUCUAUUCCUACGGGAAUAUCGAAACAUUUAUUGCUGACUGGAAUACAAAAUUGUAAAUCGUCUGAAUUAAACGAUUCUUCAGAAUUUACUUUCGAUAGAAAUGCAGAAGAAACCUGCGGAGCGACUUUCGAAGAUGGCCUUUGUAAAAUUCGGAUUUCAGUUAGUCGUGAUGUAUUGGAUGGCGAAGAGGAUUUUAUCAUCUUAUCAUGUCGUGAUGCUUCUUCUACCGCUACAGUAGACUACAAAUUGGAUGUUUAUUACGAUUUCUCUCUCAAAGACAAAGUCAUCUUUCCAGCUACAGUCACUCAAGUUGAUGACAUCACAUAUCAUUUUAAGGUUUCUCUCAUUUCAAAUGACCCUUCGUUGACAAUUUAUCUAUCAGAAUGCUCUCUGAUUCGCAACCCUAUUGUGAAGAAGACAUUGAUCAGAAACAAUUGUCCUGCAGAUGAAAUUAUCAGUUUUAUCAGGCCAUUCGAUUCGUCUUCAACAAAUUAUCAGCAUUUUGCUGUGAAAGUUGGUGGACUUGUGAAAAAGUUUGGAAGUGCACGCGUUCAGUGUGAAGUGAGUUCUUGUACUACAGAUCCUGAUAGCAAUUGUGUGCCUACUGUACCACAGUGUUUUCAUCCACAUGGUGAUAGAUGCACCACAAAGAGUUAUCAAGAGCAGAUCAAUGUCGCUACGUAUUUGGAUGAAACUGUCAAGACUGGAGAGUUUCUCUACGUAGCAAACACAAGUCAACCUAUUGGUAAAUCUCCAUCUUUCCCAGCCAAAGGGGUACCACAUAAUGAGAAACAUAAUACCAAUGAGAAUGAUAUUACUCUCGGAAUCACUAGUUGGCCAAUCAUCUUGAUAUUGGCACUUGCUGCAUUUGCACUGGGUGCUAUUCUCAUUAGCGUUCUGUGGAGGAUUGAUAGGAGAUCGUAUUCUAAACCGAAGGGUCCUCGGACACCAGCUAGAAGCCGGGAAAGUAACAGCAGUGGAGAAAGUGGUGGUAGCAGGAGUACAAGUUCAACAAAAACAAAUGGAAGUUCUUUCAGUUCUCCGUUUUGCUUUAAGACACAUAAAGAAACGUGCCCCACGUCAUCUAAAGAUGAUUUAGAAAUGGAAACAAAUCCGUUAAUUAAAUCUUCUACCUCGAAAUCAACACAGCCUCAAAAUAUCAAAUCUCCGGAAAAGAAACCUCCAGAUCCUGUCAACAACGGAAAUCAGGUUACUAUGCGAGAUGAUCGAAAGUUAUACAUUCACGCAAAUGGUAACUACCAAAGGUUAAGAUUGAACACCACUUCGGUGAAAGAACAACCGACCAGCAAUGGCUCAGCGGUACAUGACCCAAACAUGAACAGCACUACUUCGUAUUUGCAUGAACCUCAGACCUCCGGUACGGCGAUUGUCCCAGACAGUGUCGUUUCAGAGCAGGUCAUCUCUUUAUAUAUACCUCACACUGACAACGACAAUAUGUCGUAUGUACGGCAAAACUCUGAGGUUGCCCCCCAAAAUAUUCACCUCUCGUCAACCGAAAAUUUUGACGUCACCAGUACCUCAAAACCAUCUUAUACAAACAGCAUUAUUCAGCCGCAAAACAACAGACGAACAUCAAUGAGUAUAGAAAUCGAUCCGCAGAGUCCUUUGUCUGCAAUAACUAAAGACGAAUUUGAUAAAUUAAAAGAGGUGAUGCUAUAAUUCCCCUUCUGACCUCACUUUUGAAUAUAAUCAAUAAUAAUAAUCAGUACAAAAGUUGUUUUAUUUUCUCACUAUAUUUUUUCUCUUAGUACAACAAAAGACGUAAUGCUUGUCUGCCUCCUGACCUCUGAAAUGUUUUAUUCUUUCUUCUUACUUUCAUCUUUAUUUUUUGAUGUUUUCACUAUUAAGACGCUUUCGAUGUGCUUUUUUUCUUCCGAACACAAUUGUUUUCUUAUUAAUCAUGACAUAAUUUGCUUUGAGCUCAAUGCAGCUCUUCUGCUUGUAGAAAUCUUAUUUGAAAAUACUUCAGAUCCCAUUGUUCAACCUGCUUUUGGUAGUUAUCAAAAAAGAAAGAUUUCUAAAUACUCCUUGUUCGAAUGAGGAGUGUUCAUAGAUUUGGACUUUAAAAAAUACAAAUUUAUUGCUGUUUUAAAGUAAAAUAAUCAAAUUUUUUUUCAUCUAGAGUUUCCAAUUUUACAGUCAUGACUUUUGUCAAAUCUUAAUGGGAUUAGAUAUAUGAUAGUUUUAUGGAAAAUAUGUCAGUACAGAUUAUUAAAAAUAAAAGGUAAUUGAAAACCAAGCAUCCAAAAUCCCAUACUAUUAGAGUAUCCACGCUCUUCCAGAUCUUAUACCAAUUUUACAAUGUUUGAGUUGAAGAUAAAUAUCAUGAAAUUUUACACACAAUAUUUUAAUCAUUUUUAUAUGUUUAUUAGUCAUAAAUGUUCCAUAAAAUCAAAGUUCCUGAUAUGAAAUAUAUAAAAAUUAAAAUUGAUACUAAUAGUUCCUAGAGUUCUCUUACUUUUUAUUCAGACAACACUUAUGUGUGUUUUACUAUACUUGCUAUGAUGUAUAUAUAUGGUUUUACUUUGAUUUUAUUCUAAACGGUUGAAAUAGUUGUCAUUUUUUUUUGUACUUCUCUUAGAAUCAGGGAUCUAUGGUGAAAUAAGUCACUAUGUUUCUGAUGGUUGAUUUUGUAUUUCUAUGUUGACUUGCUCAUAUUGUGUCGAGAAUUUAUAAAAAGUAUAACGCUUGUUCUCUAAUGAAUUUAGAAAAUUGCGUUUAUGGCAUAUAAAUAAGUCAAACUAAAAAAUGGUAGCUACCAAUGAGACUACCUCUGUUCUGUGGGUCAUCAUGUAUCAGAUUUUCACUUAUUUAAUAAACAAUUGAAUUUUUGUCCGAUGUCACAUUUUUAACUAAAUUACCACUGGAAAUAAUGAGCUAUUCCGGUGCUGCAAAAAAAAUUCACAAAGAGUUAUUACAUCUGCGCAACUCCUUUGACCAGUAUAAUAUUCUACCUCAUUUCCGCUGUUGUAUUUGACUAUUUUUAAUGAAAUGAUGUAUAUUAUAUGCUAUAAUUUAAUCAGCUUACUUUUCCCUUAUGAUUUGCAUACAUGAUAUUUGUUGAGAAGAAGGAAAAAGCAGAAUCCAGUUGUGACAAACAGAAUAUAGUAAAUUAAAGUUUUAGCGGCAGAAGCUACAAAAAUCCUUUUAUUGUCUAUUCUCUUGAUGAUAAAUGUUGAUUAUUUUAUGAAUAAAUAUAAGUUACGGACGAAGAGUAAUCUUCACAGUUAGUUUUUAUCAUAUUUUUCUGCUAAAGUUAUCUUUAAAAUAGCAGUAUGUUGUCAUAUUUGAUAUUUGGAAAAGUUUUUGAUUGUCCCUUUAUUUUUUAGUAUUGUCCUUUUAUAAGUUGUACAUAGUUGUUGUGAUGAAUUUUAGUGAAAGGAAAUGAUCUUUUUAAUCAUAUCUUUGUCAGCUUGUACAUUAAAUUGAAAAAUUGUCUUCCAUAUUAAUCAUUUCGAUUAUUCAACCAUCUAACCAUUAGCUCUAUGGAUCUACGUAGAUGGGAAUGUUUUAUACUCUGUUGAAAUGAAAGUUUCAUAUGAUCAUUUUUAGCAUAUUCAGAGAAAUAUAAUUUGUUUUUAGUGUUGAAAAUUAUGAAUUCCGUUAUAGAAAUAUAUAGAUGAGGACAUCCCAUGUUCAUUAUCACCUUGAUGGUGUUCAAACUCUAAAAGGUAGUCUCUAAUCUCUAAGUGAAGUUUCACAAUUUCAAGUUUUUGUCAUUUUUUUUCCAUUUAAAAUAUUAAAUGAUAUUCCUAAAAUAUUUUAAAACUUUGAUUAAUUAUGUAAGGAAUUUUAAACGAUUUCAAAUGUACAUAUCAUCUUAUUCAAAAGUUGUAUGAUAAUGCUAAUUAUUAACCAUUUCUACGUAUUUCAUUGUAUUCGAUAGAUAUGUCGUCAAUCCGGUGAAAUUGGGUGUCCUAUGUAUAUCUAGCGUCCUUUAUUUUUGCUCAGUGGUGGUUAUUAUAGGAAAUAUUCCUUCCAAUAUUUUUUCCUGACUCCAGUUCAAUUUGGGAUUCUUGACCUAAAAUUGUCGUCUGUUAUUUUUUAAAUUACUUUUUUUUUUUUUCAAAUUUUAUUAGUCAAACCGCUUUUAGUAAUUUGUUUCGGUUGUAAAACUAUGUAUUCUAAAAUACACUAAUUUCAAUAUUUUGAUUCCAACUUUUACUUAUAAAACGAACUCAAUCUGUCGUAAGAUGACAAUAUUUGGUCAACCUCCAUUCCUAUAUUUUCGUAGUUGUAUUAUUGGUAGCUGAGGAUAUUUUUUUAAUGUUACUAUUUUGUUCAUUUUUCCUGACUUUAUCAUACAUGUAGAAAUUUCACGAAGACUUAAUUAAAAGUAUUCAAUUUAAUAAUAAUUAUAGUCAGAGUGGGUUCAAAUAAGCCGAAAGCCCACAUCUCUAAUUGAAAUGCUUAUGAAAAUUAGUGAACUCAUUAUUACAAAAUAUUACCACUCUUGGUACUAUUUUCAGGUAAAGCUAAUGUAUUUUUUUAAUAAAACUCAGUUUUGAGUAUGAAUGACAUAAUGAUGUGGAGAUCACAGAUUUGAAAUUGUGUUCAUCAAUCAGUCUUUCAGGAUACUUAACCGAUUGGCAAUUUGGAAAGAAAGCGAUAUAUUUUGAAUCUGGUAGUUUCUAAAUGUCUACGACUUUUCUUGGUUUACUGUAUGCGAGCAUGCAUGUAGAUUACAUCAUGAAAUAUUAUUGCUUGUAAAAUGACUUGUCAAAUCAUAUUUUCAUAACAUAUCUCUGGAAAAAAUAUCAUCUUGUUGGAACAAAUUGAUCAUGAAAUAGGAUACUCUAGCUGGCAUUUGUGUGAAUAUAUCUUGAACCAACUGAUCAUCUGACUAUAGUUAUUAUAUCCUCAUAAGACGAAAUGACAGAAAAAUAAUAUUUACCGUAAUCGUUAUUGAAACGAAAAAUUGGUGCAAGACUAUUUUAUUUAUUGUAAAUUCUUUACAAUAAUAUUGUACCUCACACUUGCUAUUGUUAUCAAUCAGAAAUUUGAGAGCUUGUAUAUAUUGUUUUUUUAAUGUUGUCAUAGGUAUCAUGUAUUUUGGACUUACUGUACUUGCACUCCUGUUCCUUGUGUGUCGUGUCUAAUACAAUGAUAGUUGAUGUCCACAUGUCGCUGCAUAAUAUUGGUCAAUGCUCAUUGACAUUGAGUUCAAUAUGUUAAGUCACUUCACUUCGGAAUUUUGUGUUAUAUGUUAUUCCCAUUCCAAUUGUUAAAUUCAUCAUUUGAAGACGAUUGUCACAUUCAAAGUUUGGUUGUGACUUAAGAUUGUGAGCUCAUGUGGACUGUCAAAUUUUCAGGUCAUGUUACUCAUAGCUGUUUUUAAACUUUAUCAAUUGGCACUGCUUUAGGUGCCUUCUGCCAUUCGCCCACUGCUUUAUACCGAUGUUAUCAGGGACGCAUGGUGCUACUGGUCAAAUGCUUAUAUUUGUAGAAGUCUAUUUUUAGUUACGCUCAAGUUUCAUAGAAAAAUGAUAGUUGUUUGGAGUUUUUUUUCAUAAAAUGAUUAAAUCAUUUUUUAGUUAUCAGUCACGUUAUAUAAUAAAAAUGUUAUUUGACUCUUUUGUUCCCUAUUCAACUUUGAAUCUUUAAAUCAAUACAUAAUGCGAUUAACUUGUGGUAUUUGGCAAAUUCAACCCCUGAUUCUGUGGGAAAGUAAUGAUUUAUUCGGCUAUAAAAUAAUAUUAUCACUUUUCUGAUAUUUCAACUUGGUAAAAUAAUCAUUUUUGCUGCAGACAUUGUCUGAUGUAACAAGUUAUAAAAAUCGGACUCAUUUCGAUUCUCAGCUAGUCCGGUUUUGUUAUUGCGGAUUGGCUCCUCAACAAAUACAACAUGAUUUUUGAUACUUGUGCAGUUAUCUAUAUUUUUGUAACAUACCUCAAUCGAUGUCCCUCAGACUUGAUUACUUUUUCUCAAAAUGCCAUUAUCAACAAAACGACUUUUUUCUUUUAUACACGGCGAUCGUGCAUAUAUUUAUUGUUGUUGUUGUUCAUGUUGUUGUUAUUGUUUCUUUUUAUCACUAACACUUAGUUACAACAUGGUUCAAAAAGCUACUGAGAAUGGGCACAGAAACUGAUGCAACAGCUUGUAUUAUCAUUGAACAAGCUAUUCACAGUUCAUUAAAAAUGUAUGUUGACUAGUACCUACUGAGCUUUAUUUGUGGCCCUCCACCCACUUUUAUAAGAAAAACUUCCAUAAUUUAUAUGUCCUUCUGGUAAGCAAUUGCGGAAGAGAAAAUAUAAUAGUAUUGUCUCGGUUUAUCAAGACGUGUAUGGAGGAUCUCAUGUUGUGGACUACCCCUGAAAAUUGAAAUUUUCAUUUGACACAAAUCAUGGAAUAGAAACAGCCUAAAUGAGUUACUGUGCAUAUUUCUGUUCUCGAUAAAAUUGAAGUUAUUUUAGAAAUUCAAUAGUUGAACAUCAGCUUUUUUCUGCUAAAAUAUUCGAAAAGUUUUCUCACAAAUUCCUAAUCAGCAUCACUCUCAGUAUCUUGUACUUAACUUCCAGCAUCAUUAUUCUUAAACAUAGUAAAAUGCUCCGUUAAUAUUUUGCCCACAUUUUUACACUGGUGUCACUAUCACAUUAUGACACCGUUUUUAUUAUCAUUGUGUCAUAAUAAAGAAGUAGAAAGUACAGA
Styela clava is the source of this 8463-nucleotide messenger RNA. RefSeq lists its product as uncharacterized. The record is from RefSeq and is a predicted model, not a curated record. Lineage: Eukaryota; Metazoa; Chordata; Ascidiacea; Stolidobranchia; Styelidae.